Molecule: messenger RNA, 549 nt
Organism: Penicillium roqueforti
Lineage: Eukaryota; Fungi; Ascomycota; Eurotiomycetes; Eurotiales; Aspergillaceae
Product: lysozyme
Exons: 2
Coding region: 1-549 (182 amino acids)
Biological process (GO): cell wall macromolecule catabolic process; peptidoglycan catabolic process
Molecular function (GO): lysozyme activity
Source: RefSeq, a predicted model, not a curated record
AUGUCGUUCAAGCUCCUGCUUGCCACCCUCCCAGCCCUGGCAUUUGCUGCCUGCACCGGUCCUGCUGUCAACACCAACGGCCUUGAUCUAAUCAAGAGCUUUGAAUCCUUCCAAGCAAACGUGUACGAUGAUGGCUACGGCAAUCCCACCAUCGGCUACGGCCAUCUCUGCAGCGACUCCACUUGCUCGGAAGUGACAUUCUCCAAGCCAUUGACCGAGGAUACAGCGAGCCAAUUGCUUGCCAAAGACCUAGUGACCUACCAAAAUGGCGUAACAAACGCCCUUGCCACCGCGGUUACUCUGAACGACAACCAGUACGCGGCGCUCGUUUCGUGGACGUUCAACGUCGGCGUCGGGAACAUGCAGUCAUCCAGUCUAGUCAGCCGCAUGAAUGCCGGUGAGAAUGUGGAGACUGUGGCAUCUGAGGAAUUGCCCAAGUGGAAUAAAGCCAAUGGGGCGGUUGUUGCUGGGCUGACGCGCCGGCGGGCUGAUGAAGUGAAGCUGUUCGAGGAGGCUUCUCAGACCAAGGCUUUGCCUGUUGGCUGUUAA